AUGGACUGGAAGAAUCUACAGGCGCUCCUGAGCGGAGUCAACAAGUACUCCACGGCUUUUGGCCGUAUCUGGCUCUCGGUGGUCUUUGUCUUCCGCGUGCUGGUGUACGUGGUGGCAGCGGAGCGCGUGUGGGGAGAUGAGCAAAAGGACUUCGACUGCAACACGCGCCAGCCGGGCUGCACCAACGUCUGCUACGACCACUACUUCCCUAUCUCCAACAUCCGCCUGUGGGCCCUGCAGCUCAUCUUCGUCACCUGCCCCUCGCUGCUGGUCAUCAUGCACGUGGCCUACCGGGAGGAACGGGAGCGGCGACACCGAGAGAAGCACGGCGACAAAUGUGCUCGGCUCUAUGACAAUGCCGGCAAGAAGCAUGGCGGUCUCUGGUGGACCUACCUGCUAAGCCUCUUCUUCAAGCUCAUUGUGGAAAUCGUCUUCCUCUACAUUCUGCAUACGCUGUGGUACGGCUUCUCCUUCCCCCGCCUGGUGCAGUGUGCGGGAGUGAGCCCCUGUCCCAACACAGUGGACUGCUACAUCGCCAGGCCCACGGAGAAGAAAGUCUUCACCUUCUUCAUGGUGGGUGCCUCGGCCAUCUGCAUCAUCCUAACCAUCUGUGAGAUCUGUUACCUCAUCUGUCAGAGGAUACUGAGAAGCUUGCGCAGAGUCAAGCGCAAGGGAGCUACUCUGCACUCGCCCUCCUCCAGCAGGGCAUCCACCUGCCGCUGCCACCACCUGCUGCCGUCCCAUGGGGGUGAGGAGGGCAUGAGUCCAAGCAAGGGGGCAGAGGCACUUCGGGCAUCUGCCCCCAACCUGACUCUCAUCUGA
Trichosurus vulpecula (common brushtail) is the source of this 822-nucleotide messenger RNA. RefSeq names its product gap junction protein beta 3 (gene GJB3). The transcript has a single exon. The record is from RefSeq and is a predicted model, not a curated record. Bases 1 to 822 code for a protein of 273 amino acids. Lineage: Eukaryota; Metazoa; Chordata; Mammalia; Diprotodontia; Phalangeridae. Gene Ontology annotation, cellular component: connexin complex. Gene Ontology annotation, biological process: cell communication.